Molecule: messenger RNA, 3341 nt
Organism: Prunus dulcis (almond)
Lineage: Eukaryota; Viridiplantae; Streptophyta; Magnoliopsida; Rosales; Rosaceae
Product: 4-coumarate--CoA ligase-like 9
Exons: 7
Coding region: 41-1729 (562 amino acids)
Molecular function (GO): CoA-ligase activity
Source: RefSeq, a predicted model, not a curated record
UACCUCCAUUUCCAAUUCUGAUUCUCAAACUCAAACUCAAAUGGCGAAUAAGGCGGAUGAGCAGACUACCAUUAGCAAUUGCAGCAGCGCCGUUAUUGAUCCAAACAGCGGGUUUUGCUCAACCACCAAGAUCUUCCACAGCCUCAGGCCCAAAGCUCCUCUCCCUCCUCAAACCACACCCCUCUCCGUCACCCACUACAUUCUCUCCCAUCUCCAACACUCUCCUCCCCCGCCUUCCACUCCCGCCCUCCUCGACGCCGCCGCCGGCCUCCGAGUUCUCUAUCCCGAGUUCACUCGCCGAGUCCAAUCCCUAGCCUUCUCUCUCCAAUCCCAGCUCGGCCUCUCCCAUGGCGAUUGCGCCUUCAUUCUCUCCCCCAACUCUCUCCACGUUCCUGUCCUCUACCUCUCUCUCUUCUCCCUCGGCGUCAUCGUCUCUCCUUCCAACCCCGCCAGCUCCAUUCCCGACCUUUCCCUCCAAAUCCGCAUCUGCAAACCCGCCGUCGCCUUCGCUACCUCCGCCACCGCUCAUAAAAUCCCCAAUACGCUCCGUCUCGGGACUGUUCUUCUCGACUCGGCCGAGUUCGAGUCCAUGAUGACGUCUCCCACCGCCGCCCAGCCGCGCCGAGUUCAAGUGAGCCAAUCGGACACCGCGACGAUUCUCUACUCGUCGGGGACGACCGGGAGGGUCAAAGGCGUGGCGUUGACUCACCGGAACUGGAUAUCGACGUUGGCCGGCGUCUACGCUGUUAGAAGCGCCGCCACGGCUUCUCCACAAGCCUCUGCGGCUCUCUGUACGGUGCCGUUUUUCCACGUGUACGGGAUCGCGUUCUGCCUGAGGGUUUUGGCUGUGGGGGACACGCUGGCGUCGAUAUCGGGGAGGUUUGAUUUGGAGGCGAUGAUGAGAGCCAUCGAGCUGUUCAGAAUCACCCACGUCGCCUGGGCCCCGCCGGUGGCUGUUGCCGUGGCAAAGCGCGGGGAUGGGAAUGAGACGGGCGGCUACGAUUUGAGCUCGCUGCAAGUGAUCGCCUGCGGCGGUGCUCCGCUUGCGAAGAGUGUCAUCGACAAGUUGAAGAAGCGGCUCCCGAACGUACAAGUGGCACAGGGAUAUGGACUAACGGAGACAACGGCCCGAGUGUUUGGGGCAGUGGGCCCGGAAGAAACGCGAGUGGAAGGAGCUAACGGGAAGCUGAUGCCAAAUAUUGAGGCCAAGAUUGUUGAGGCUGCUUCUGAGACUGGCAUUGGGUUGCCUCCUCUGAUGCAAGGGGAGAUUUGGAUUAGAGGACCAUGCAUUAUGAAAGGUUACGUUGGUGAUGAAGAAGCAACUGCCGCAGCUUUGGACUCGGAAGGAUGGUUAAAAACUGGAGACCUUUGUUACAUUGAUAACGAUGGUUAUCUAUUUUUUGUUGAUAGGAUAAAGGAAUUGAUCAAGUACAAAGCCUACCAGGUUGCCCCAGCAGAGUUGGAGCAUCUGCUUCAAUCCCAUCCAGAUAUUGUUGAUGCAGCUGUGAUUCCGUACCCUGAUGAAGAAGCAGGUCAAGUACCCAUGGCCUUUGUGGUGAGGAGCUCUGGAAGUUUUGUUGACGAAUCGCAGGUCAAGGAUUUUAUUGCCAAACAGGUUGCACCUUAUAAGAAAAUACGAGGAGUAGCAUUCAUCAAUUCAAUACCAAAGAGUGCACAGGGUAAAGUGAUGAGGAAGGAAUUAAUCAAACUUGCAUUAUCCAAGCUGUAAACUCCAGUUUCUUUCUUCUGGUGUCACAUUUAGAUACCAAGCAAAGAUUGUUCAUUAUUUCCAAGGUAUGUGUGCAUACAUGCCUAUUUAUUAUUCAGUGCCGUAGCAACAGAUUAUUUUAGCCUAAUAGAAAAAGCUUCAUAGUUUCUCAAAAAUUUCAUUUUAUUUGGUAGUUUUCUGUUUUCAUCAUUGGCUAUGACAAGGCAGGAUGCUCCCUCUAUAAUAAAGACUGCAGCUUUAUUCACAUCUACAGUACUAUAUUGAUCACAGAUCUUUUACUACUUGUCUGACAAACAAACUACGACUGCACUCCGACCAAAAAAACCCUAAGACUGCACAAUAUUUUGAAUGUUUAUCAAGAUGCUAAUACCGACCAAAGCAUUGAACCAGCUACAGCCGUCAAAUAGAAAUACUGUUCGGGAUUCCGCGGCCAGUUACCCCAGGGCCCGACGAGGGAAGCAGCAACUCGUAUGGCGGAAUGCCUGCCCCACUCCUAUUUUUAAGAUGGCUAUCUCUGUUCUUUUUCUCAAUGAUCUUCUCUAUCUCCUUUAGUCUAUUAGAGAACCUAUUGAACGAUUUCAAAAUUUCCUGAUCAUUGAUCCAAUGGGAGUGCAGAGGGUUCACCUGACCCAAGUACUCUUCAUCUGGGGAGUGAGUUGAGAGAGUAUCUUGUACAGCCAUUACCUUGGUGGCUUGAAGUUUAGUUGCCAAGGAAGACAGGAAAGUUUGCUGUGGGUUGGAAAUAAAUUUCUCAUAAUCAGGGUCGUCUUCUUGUGGAAUGAGUUUUCUCAUAAGGGUAGGACGGUUUGGCACAUAACCACCAAACGGGUACUGGCCAAAGUUGAUGGCUGCAUGUUGACCUGAAGCGACCCAAAUCAUUGUUUCUUGGAGCUCAACAUCGGAUGUGACAGAAUUUGGCUCGGAGUAGUAGUGUUCCACAUAGGAUUCUACCCAUUCUUUUAUGGCAGACCAUAUGAGGAGGCCAUCCGCAGCAUAUGGAUAGUCCUCAAUUACAAGUCUCACGCCACUAGGAGCUGAAGGAUCUUCCACAGCCAUGCCUCUGAAAAUGUUAACACAAGUAUCAACCACUUGGUCAAUUUGCUUGCUUGCCAAGGCUGGCAAAAAAUUCUGGAAAUAAAGACACAGCUACACUGACCCUAUGACACUCAUCAAAACCUUACCUUCGAAUAAGAUCGGCUGGUAAUGCCUCCAUGUCAAACCUCCACACAUUCUUGUACGCUGCAGAGCUUACCUCCAUGGCGUACUUUCCAGGACUAAAAGAAGCUUCAAUUAUUCCCCCUCCAUUUAUCAAACUUUGCCGUGCAAGUGCAUUGAUCUCUAAAGUGUAGCGCAAGUGAGGGUGAAGAAGCUUGUAAAUGGGGUGCAUUGAGCUAAGCUGUCUAUGAGUCGCAAUUAUAUAAGGCUCCAUGCAAGCAUGAGUCCUCAACCUAGGUAAACACAAAUUACCAACAGAUUAUAAGUGUAAGACAUCCUAGUUUAACAUGGUCAAUAAUUGUUUAAACGUGACAUAAUGUAAACUUUGCAGAUCCAUAUCUGUUUGUGUUUUACCAGUGAUUAACUAGUUGAUGGAUGCCGGCAUCGUUUGAGCAAA